This is a messenger RNA of Nerophis lumbriciformis (worm pipefish), 4388 nucleotides long. RefSeq names its product importin 11 (gene ipo11). The record is from RefSeq and is a predicted model, not a curated record. Gene Ontology annotation, molecular function: small GTPase binding. Lineage: Eukaryota; Metazoa; Chordata; Actinopteri; Syngnathiformes; Syngnathidae. Gene Ontology annotation, cellular component: cytosol; nuclear envelope. Gene Ontology annotation, biological process: protein import into nucleus.
CAACACGCGCCAACCGUGUCGCUGGCGCCAUCCUGACAAGCGUGUGUUCCAAUCCUCCCUUCAGACAGCUUUAGUUUGGUCCUGUCACAGGCCAACAUUCGGCUUUUUCUUCACCUGCCGCCCGUCAUUUAGGUAUAUCUGGCUAUGGAUAUGGACAGUGCCAGUUCAGUGGUGCUGCAGGCCUUAACUCAAGCUACCAGUCAGGACACGGCCAUGUUAAAGCCUGCCGAGGAGCAGCUCAAACAGUGGGAGACGCAGCCGGGGUUCUACUCGGUCCUCCUGAACAUCUUAAAUAACCACAUGCUGGAUGUAAACGUCAGGUGGCUGGCAGUGCUCUACUUCAAAAAUGGCAUUGACAGAUAUUGGAGGAGAGUUGCCCCCCAUGCUCUAUCAGAGGAGGAGAAGACGACGUUACGUGCCGGGCUCAUCACAAACUUCAAUGAGCCUGUCAAUCAGAUAGCGACCCAGAUCGCGGUGCUGAUAGCCAAGGUAGCCCGUCUGGACUGCCCCAAGCAAUGGCCGGAGCUCAUCCCUAUUCUGCUGGAGUCGGUCAAGGGCCAGGAUGGCCUACAGCAGCACAGAGCCCUGCUCACUUUCUAUCACGUUACCAAAACCCUCGCGUCCAAACGUCUGACACAUGACAGGCGGCUUUUUCAAGAUCUGGCAUCAGGCAUUUACAGCUUUGCAUGCUCCCUGUGGACCCACCACACGGACUGCUUCCUCCAGCAGAUCUGUGCCCGAGAUGAGACGGCGGCUCUGGCCUCGCUGGAGAGAACACUGCUGUCUCUCAAAGUACUUCGGAAGUUGACAGUCAAUGGAUUCCAAGAGCCACAACAGAAUAUGGAAGUGAUGGGUUUCCUGAAUGCAGUGUUCGAAAGGCUAAAACAGUUCUUGGAAUGCUGUCGACAAAUUGGUCGAGAUAGCCCUUGUCGAGAAAAAUUGGAGAAGACAAUUAUACUCUACACUAAAGUUUUGUUAGAUUUCUUGGACUACCAUCCCUGUGCGUUCAUACCUCUUAUCCAGUGCUCACUGGAAUUUGCUGUGAGCUACGUGUUCACGCCAGCGGGGGAAGGCGUCACCUUUGAGCGCUUCAUAGUCCAGUGCAUGAACCUCAUCAAGAUGAUUGUGAAGAAUGAUGCCUACAAACCCGCCAAGAACAUUGAGGACAGUAAACCCGAGAGUCUUGAGGCUCACAAGAUCAAGUCGGCUUUCUUCACACACCCCACGCUAACAGAGAUUGGACGCCGGCUCGUCUCCCAUUAUUUCCUCCUCACAGAAGAAGAGCUGGCAAUGUGGGAAGAGGAUCCUGAGAGUUUUGCUGUUGAGGAGACGGGUGGUGACUCAUGGAAAUAUAGUUUACGGCCCUGUACAGAAGUAUUAUUCUUGGAUAUUUUCCACAACUACAGCCAGACGCUGACACCAGUGCUUUUGGAUAUGGUGCAGAAUCUGAAAGGCCCAACAAAUGUGUCAGAUCCUGUUCAGCUGCUAAUGAAGGACGCAGUGUACAACGCGGUGGGACUCGCUGCCUUCGAAUUGUUUGACAAUGUGGACUUUAACCAGUGGUUCAACAAUCAGCUUCUGGGGGAGUUGCAAAUCAGCCAUAACAGAUACAAGCUGAUUCGACGGAGAGUCAUAUGGCUAAUAGGUCAAUGGAUCCCCGUCAAAUUUAAAUCCGACCUUCGUCCUUUACUCUACGAGGUCAUCCUCACUCUCAUGCAGGAUCCUGACCUGGUGGUGCGGAUUGAGACUGCAACAACCCUGAAACUCACCGUCGAUGACUUUGAGUUCCGGACUGAGCAGUUCCUCCCGUACCUGGAGUCUAUCUUUGGACUGCUCUUCCAGUUGUUGCAGCAGGUGACCGAGUGUGACACCAAAAUGCAGGUGCUCCAUGUCAUCUCCUGCGUUAUUGAAAGAGUAAACACACAGAUUCGGCCAUAUGUAGGCUGUCUGGUGCAAUACCUGCCCUUACUUUGGAAGCAAUCUGAAGAACACAACAUGCUGCGAUGUGCCAUACUCACCACUUUAAUCCACCUGGUGCAGGGCCUCGGGGCGGAGAGCAAGAACUUGUACCCCUUCCUUCUUCCUGUCAUCCAGUUAAGCACAGACGUCUCCCAGCCGCCUCAUGUGUAUUUGCUGGAGGAUGGACUGGAGCUUUGGUAUGUAACUUUGGAAAAUAGUCCAGCCAUCACCCCAGAGUUGCUCAGAAUUUUCCAGAACAUGUCAGCUCUACUGGAGUUAAGCUUGGAGAACCUGCGCACUUGCUUUCAGAUCGUCAACGGCUACCUGUUCUUGUCUCCGACAGAAUUCCUUCAGAACUUUGCAGAAUCACUGUGUCAGUCGUUUUGUGUUCUGCUGAAAGACAUCACCAAUGAGGGGCAGGUCCAAGUGCUGAAGGUGGUAGAAAUAGCUUUAAAGGUUAGCCCCAUACUUGGAGCUCACAUGUUCCAGCCCCUGCUGCCAGCUGUCCUCAGAGGUAUAGUGAAUGGCGAGAUAUACCCUGUGGUGAUGUCCACCUACUUAGGCAUCAUGGGCCGCAUCCUGCUACAGAAUUCCAGCUUCUUCUCAUCGCUGCUCACUCAAAUGGCCUCAGAGUGUGGCCAGGAGAUUGACCAGCUGUUGUGCAAUGUGAUUGAGAUGUGGGUGGACCGCAUGGACAACAUCACGCAGCCUGAAAGGAGGAAGCUGUCGUCUCUAGCCCUGCUUUCCCUACUACCAGCUGACAACGGUGUGAUCCAAGAAAAGUUUUGCGGCAUUAUCAACAUCUGUGUCGAGUCACUGCAUGACGUGAUGACAGAAGACCCUGAGACAAACACAUUCAAAGACUGCAUGCUGAUGAGCCACUUUGAAGAGCCCAAGCUGAGCGAUGAUGAGGAGCCUCCGACUGAGCAGGACAAGAGGAAAAAAAUGUUGGCCCUGGAGGACCCGGUGCACAGUGUCUCGCUCCAUCAAUAUGUCUAUGAGAAACUGAAGGCUCAGCAGAACCUGAUGGGGGAUCAAGGCUUCAGCGAACUUAUGGAGACGGUGGACACGGAGCUCGUAAGGCAGCUCCAAGAGUUCCUAAAGGGCUUCUGAAUGACACCCACCUCAUACAAACACCUAUGCUGCUUAAUCCUCAUCCCCUGCGUUCCUCAGCCAGACAUGUGGAUCGCUAAUCCAAAUCUUCCCGAACUCUACCCAUGCUACGCCUUAUCUUUACUCAGAGAUCGUCUUCUCAACUCUCCCUGCUAUUCAUAAAGAAUCAAGAUUUAUUUAUCCUAUUUUAAAAAAAUCAACAUUAGAUUGAUGUCCAUGCACACACAAUGUAAGUAUCUCCUCAUUUGAGCUUCCACUCACCUCUUGAAGUUUAUUCGUAUUUUCCCUUCAGUUUUGACAUGAAAUGGGAGUAAAAGUCGUGGAAAGUCGACAUGUACGAAGCAAAUCCAACCGAGGACUACUCAACGGAACCAUCACAGAUUUUAGCGCUCACAUGUGGAUUGAAGAAAAUUGAAGGACCUCAAGCAGUGUUUACAAAAUAGAUUUAAAAAGGAAAAAAAAAAACGCCAAAAGAGGUAUGUCGUUGUGUAUUUAUGUAAAAUAUGGACAAUAUUCUGCAUGCUGAUUCUUUUUACUUUUUGGUUUGUUUUUACCAUUUUGUUAAAACCAGAGGUCAAGUUGAGGUAACUACUGAGAGUAUUUUUUUUAUCCAUUGGUUGAAGAGUGCAGAACACGCGUUAUGUAUAUAAAUGUAGUGCUGCUAAUCAAGGGCGUGUCGGCACACUUUAAUAACCAAAACAAGUUUGUUCCUGUUAUCACUGCUUACAUGUUUUCUCUAGUGUACUUUAAAGGCUAUAAGCAGCAGCAAGAUGCAGGACAAGUUGUACAAAUGUCUUCCUUCCAAAUAUUGUGUACGUACACUUUUGUCACAGCUUUUUAUUUGAUGAACUGUAUUGAAGAUCUAACAGUGGAAUUAGUAUUCCAUCGUUUUCAUUUCAUUCAGGCUACAUCGGUGUUCAAAACACCUUAGUCUUUUGAGAAGUUAAUUUAACGUUUGUUUGGCUUUAAAUUUGAGUGGUGAACAUUUUGCAUCGUUUCUUUAUUAGAUUCACAUUGAGCAGUCUUUAUUGGAAGAAAGUAGGAGGUAGUCAAUAGCCUUAACUUUUCAGCCUUACCUAUCAAUGACAGGAUUUAUUCUUACUUCUUUAAUUAAACACUAGAUCCUCUCUGUACAGUUUUAUUUUGUUUAUAGGACAAUGCUUUUGAACACAACAGUCGUUUUGCUUUGGGGUUUUGCGUAUGUUUUCAUGGGAAGGUUAAAACAAAUAAUUGUCCUUUUUAUGUUGUUUUUUUUUAACCCCACAGCUUUCAAUAAAGUGCAGUAAUCAGCCAACAAGUUAACAUCUUCAUGACUG